Messenger RNA from Lactuca virosa, 1387 nucleotides. NCBI's taxonomy places the organism in Eukaryota, Viridiplantae, Streptophyta, Magnoliopsida, Asterales, Asteraceae. The record is from the annotation of a GenBank genome assembly.
AUUCAUGUGUGCGCCAAAAUAAACCAUUUGCAGAAACGAAAUUUUGAGAGAGAAAGUAAUGUCGAAAAUGGUGGUGGAGGAAGGAAGUCCGAAGAGCCCAGAGGCGAAGCUAGGGCUGGAAGUGGAGGACCUGUGGGACGUACAAGAGCCACAGCUAUCUCCCACGGAGAAGCUUAAUGCAUGUUUCGAAAGUAUUCCCGUUUCCCAGUUUCCACAAACUUCGUCUUCGGAAGUAAUCGAGAUCAGAUCGGAUGCCAGUCUGGGUGAAGCUGUUCGAUUACUCUCCCAAAACAAACUCCUCAGCGCACCAGUCGUAGACGUCGAUGCACCAGAAGAUUCCAGUUGGAUCGAUCGAUAUCUUGGUAUAGUCGAAUUCGCAGGCAUCGUCGUUUGGAUUCUACAUCAGUCAGAAAAGAAAGAGGGAUUGGAUGCAGCCGAAGUAUUCGCUAGAGCAUUACAGGAACCCACCGGACCUGCAGUUGCCGCCGCCGCCAGCGGCAUGUCUUCCCCGAGAUACAGAAGCUCACAGCCGGGUUCUCCUAAAACCGCCGGGAACUUCUUUGAACUCUUAACUUCUUCCGAUUUCUAUAAAAACACAAAGGUUAAAGACAUCUCAGGGACAUUUCGUUGGGCUCCAUUUCUGGCAUUACAACCAUCAAACUCCUUUCUCACCAUGCUUUUACUUCUAUCAAAGUACAGAAUGAAAAGUGUCCCGGUUGUUGAUUUAGGUGAUAGAAAGAUUGAAAAUAUCAUCACUCAAUCUGCAGUGUUUCAUAUGUUGGAAGAAUGUGUUGAUCUUCAGUGGUUCAAAAGCUGGGGAUCCAAGAAAUUACAUGAGAUUGGUCUUCCUCUUAUGAAAUCUAAUCGGAUUAUUAAGGUAGAAGAAGAUGAACCCGUUCUUCAGGCGUUUAAAAUCAUGCAGGAGAAGGGAGUUGGUGGUGUUCCGGUGGUGGCUAGCGGCGGCGGCAACAAGGCGGUUGGUAAUAUCAGUAUUAGAGAUAUUCAAUUCCUCCUAAUUGCCCCUGAGAUUUAUAAAGAUUACAGAUCGAUUACUGCUAAGAAUUUUAUAACAGCGGUGAAAAGCUACUUGGAGAAGAAUCAGAAGGGGUCGCCAUUGAUGAGUGAGAUGGUUAGUUGCAGAAAAGAUGAUACGCUUAAAGAUGUGAUUUUGAAGCUUGAUUCGUUAAAGAUUCAUAGGAUUUAUGUGGUGGAUAAUGAAGGGAAGCUUGAAGGGUUGAUAACGCUGAGAGAUAUUAUAUCCAGGUUAGUACAUGAGCCUAGAGGGUAUUUUGGGGAUUUCUUUGAUGGUAUUUUGCCCAUACCUCAAAACUCGAGGGUUUAGGAGAGAAAAAAAAAUGAUCAGAUAAUAAAACCUUUUUGUCGGGAA